AUGACAGAGUACCAUUAUCCAACUUUUGAACAUUUAUAUCCUAGCGGGGUACAACGAUAUGAUGUACGAGCCCGACUGAUUCGCAAUUAUGAUAUUUUCAACUACAACCAUAAAGGAACACCUAAGAAAACAUGGAAAAUGCUUUUUGUCGAUGUUGAGGGUGAGGGCAUACAGUGCAAUAUUUUCGAGCCCGCAAUUGAAAAUUUUGUAGGACGGUUUCAAGAGGGAUUCAUUUAUAUACUCCUUGCUUUACAAGUGGUAUUUGCUGAAGGGAAAAACAAAAUUGUCCCCAAUUGGAAACAGAUGAUCAUUAAAGAAGAAACAAAUGUGAUACGUGAAGAGGAGGAUGACAUUUCCAUACCUUCAUUCCACUAUAAUUUAGUUCAUUUGAACAGAUUAAGUUGUCACAUCGACUGUACCAGUAGAGUUUAUGAUGCAAUGGGAUUGGUCCUAUACGUUUCACCAAUUGAGAAUAUUGGUGUAAAUUCAUUCAAGCGAGACGUGGCAAUAAUGGAUACAACCUGGACUGUUAUUAAAUUAACACUUUGGAAUGAUUUUGCGCACGUUCUUGAUGAAAAUCUUAAUCAUGUGGACAUUUGUCCAAUCAUUGUAGCAUGUGGUCUGCAUGUCAAGAACUUCCAUGGUACAUAUAUUUCCACGGGAUACCACACUAGGAUUUAUGUUAACCCAGUUAAUGAAAAAACAACAUCCUUAUCUACAUGGUAUAAAUCGGAAAAACUGGCAAAGAUAAGGAGAGAUUGGUUUCGUUCGUCGACUUUUUCGCUAAAGUCAUCGAUUGAUAUUUCUAAUACUCCCCGUAUCCGAUUAUCUCAAUUUCCUACUGUGAGAAAUGUACAAUACUGUCGAGUUGCCGCAUAUGCAUGUCGUGUUGAUGAUGUUGAUAACGUCAUUUAUGAAGCAUGCAAUCGUUGCCUAAAAAAGGUUGUCAUUUUUCAAGGAUUACAAAAAUGUCAAUCUAUCAAUAUCAACAACACUGUAACUAUCCCAAGGUUGCUGCUUCGACUUACCAUAUUUGAUAAAAGUGGUAAUUUGAAAGUCACAAUAUUACACGAUCUUGCACAACACCUUUUAGGUUGUUUAGCUACUGAAGUAAAAUCAGUACUUCAACAGCCUAACGGACGUAAUCGAGUGAUGGAAAAAGUAUUUGCAUGUUUCGGAAACAGAGCUUUUUCAUGGGUGCUACAUCCACCAACUGGAGCUUUUAAUCCUGAACAUUCGUAUACGGUUGGUUAUGUGUUACAUAUCGAUUGGGCGGAGGAGUGCAUGUGGUUAAACAAAUAUAUUGCGAGCAAAAGAAGAAAGUGA
Molecule: messenger RNA, 1326 nt
Organism: Spinacia oleracea (spinach)
Lineage: Eukaryota; Viridiplantae; Streptophyta; Magnoliopsida; Caryophyllales; Amaranthaceae
Product: replication protein A 70 kDa DNA-binding subunit B-like
Exons: 9
Coding region: 1-1326 (441 amino acids)
Source: RefSeq, a predicted model, not a curated record